Messenger RNA from Meloidogyne enterolobii, 405 nucleotides. The record is from the annotation of a GenBank genome assembly. Lineage: Eukaryota; Metazoa; Nematoda; Chromadorea; Rhabditida; Meloidogynidae.
UAUAUUUUGAAAUUCUCUGUGAUGUCCCUUUUAUGGAGAAUCACAGAAAUUAUUCAAAGGCCCAUUUUUGUCUUUCUACCUUUAUUUUGGUUAUUGACAGCCGGUCAACAUAUUGUCACUGCCGCAGCUUUAGCAACAAUUGCAAGACUUUAUUGUAUGAGUUGUGUUAAAGUGGAAAGUGAUACAACAGUGUUAGACCAAUUUCGGGUACGUCAAGGUUUGCCUUUGCCUGUAUGCGAAAUGGAACCGUUAGAAUGCGAACCUCAUCAAGACACUUGCGUUACAAUUUCAAUGCAAAUAACGUAUAGGAAAUAUUGGGUUGGAAGUGGUUGUGACCAGAGAGUUAACUAUGGUAUUUUAAAUAAAUCUUUUGAAUUAAAAAUAUUUUUAAAGACUUCCCCAUAG